AUGAAGCUGCUGGGCCCAGUACAAGGCAAAGAUGACAGCAAGAACCUCACCACAGACAUCCUAACCUGGGUUGGAGAAAUUGGAACGAACGUCACCGACAACCAGACCACCCUGCAGACCUGGAGAGAGAUUCUUGAGGCAGAAAACCUGACCAACGCGACCACGAUGGUGGAAGACUGGCAGACCUACCCUGAAGAGAUAGGCAUCCGGUACUGGAUCAGGAAUGGAACCAGGAUUAAGACAGGUCAGUGUAACUGGGUUCAUCCAAACUCAGAAACCCCAAGAUGGUACUGCACGAAGGCAUGUGUCCUAUGGCCGGGACAGGAGACCAAAGGCUACUGGAAAUCUGAAGUUGUGUAUCCAGCACACCACAAGAAUGAGACGUGUACCAGAAUCCUCCCGUCAGAUGGGAUGUUUUGGGGAUAUUACAACUUUACAUGUGAUAUCCCACCGCCUCCAACAGCACAACCACCUCCAAUGGUAACCAAGACCUCAAGAAAUGUAACCCAAGGUCCAACCACCAUCGUAGCUGAAACAGGUUCAGUUUCAGCCACCCUUACACCAGCACCUGGGGUGAGUACGACUACCCAGAAAGCUACUAUACAGUUAGUAGAUCCAAACUUCAGACCAAGAAGUAACCACCGUCGCAGACACCAAUGGGAUGUAAUUAAGGCCUGUGUAACGAAUAAGUUCUUAACCUUAAACCCGUGUUACUGGAGCAUGCUAGCCGACUGUAAAACUCAGAAUUAUCUGGUAAUAACUCCAGCUACACACCUGAUGUUCUACGUCACUAAAGGCAUGUAUGGAGCUGAACCACGGGCACAUCAUGAGAACUGGUUAAAUGACACUUUGCCCUGGUUAUGGAUAGUUCCAGUAAAGCACUUUAGAGGAGCAUUCCCGAAGGGUUAUGCAAGAACAGGCCAGGGCCUGGCGGGACCAACAGAAACUGACAUGUACGUGCAGAGGCUACCUACGCCACCAGAGCUGAUGGGGGUUCCAAGAGGGGAUUUCCAGAAGAUUGACCAAUGUGUGGUGAAGAAAGUAGCCCAAGCACUAGACGGAGAAGAGUAUGUGAGUAACGGUGCCUCGCCAAGAUGCCCAUUGUGGCAAGAAUGGAACAGAUACUACGGUACAUGGACCUACAACUGCAGCGGACUGACGGCCAACAACACAGUUAAAGGUAUUCUACAAGCCUGGAGUGAAGGACACACCAGGAGUGAAUCCUCUACCUGGUGGGGCCUGCAGAAGCAAGAGAUCCAGGAGUGGGUAGUUCCAUGCCUAAGCCAGACCAGCAACUACUGGGUAAAGUACCAAUAUUUGGCUACAGUCUAUUCCAAAGAGAGAGAUAUUUGGCCCGGUGUAUGGAGUAAGCCUGAACCUUACGUGAGUCCAAGGCCAUGGCGUAUGGUGUGUGACAGAGCCAACACGACAUGACAUCGGCCUAGCCAGACAGCAUUGCCAGGGGGUUCCAGGAUGGGAAGACCACUGCCAAAGCCACUAUGGAGAAGACUACGCGACCUAUGGGUUGGAGGUGAAAUGGGUUAAGAAGAGUGGAAAAUGGAGAAGAGACAUUCCUGAGGGAGUGGGAUGUGCUAAAGCAAUUCUGGGUCAUCAGAUGAUGAACAGAAAAGAGGUGAACGGAAAGAUCAUUCCACACGUAGCAGAUCCAACUGUCGCCAUAGCAGAAGGACACGCCUUCAGAAAGAGCCUUUGCGAAGGUAAAGAAACCAAAGGGUUCGAGUGGUUGGGCCCCAACAGAAUCUACAACAAUGGGACCUGCCAUUCACCAGAAGAGCAUUGGAUGCAUUGUGGUCAAGGAAGAAAGGAGCAUGAAUGCACCUGGUGGGAAAGAGCCACCUUGACGGUGCAAGGAACGUUCGAGACAGCCAUAGAAACUGUGGUUGAGACCAUCGAAGAAGGAGCUUCGGUGGUAGGAGGGUGGAUCAAGAGUUUGUUCACCUGGUUAUGGCCAUAUUUACUGAUGGUUUUGGUAAUAAUCAUCAUAAUGGUCAUAAUCUACGCAGUCAUCAAGGGAGGAAUUGGAGCCGCCUUCAUUUCCUGCCAGAAGAACGACCACGCAGGCGCGAAGGAGGAGGCUAAGCAGUCCCUCCUCCGGAAGGAGGCGUGGACUACAGUAUAAGAGGAGGAACACGGACGCGCCUCAGCCAUUUUACUUGCUGAGCUUGAACCAGCCAUAGCUAAACCAAGGACAGACUAAGAAGUGACCGCACCCUACAACAAGAAAAGAGGAACCAUGUCUGCUACCCCUGAUACCAACAGCACCCGCUACAAUGUAAGUGACUUCACUUUGCUUUGCGACAAAGCCAGCUUCAGAGAAUGCAUGGAGUUUUGGGCUAUUGAAGUCACCUGGAUCAUCCACUGCUGCACCGGGGCAUGGGCCCUGGACCAGCCGCUGAGAAUCGUCACCCUGAUCCUGGGGCUAGCUAAAGAAGCCCUAGUCAACGUCUACCGACGGUGUGGCCUGAACACCCUGUCCCUGUUUAUGACCUACAUCCAGGGACGUGCCAGGAUUGACACCACCCGAGUCGGCCUGCUUAAGGGAGCAGGUGUAAUCUCCUGGGCGAUAUUGGAUUUCGCCGCCCUGUUCUACAGCCCCCUGAAGUGGAUCAGCGUCGCCUACGAAGGGUUGCUAGUGGUGCUGCUGUUAGCAUAUCUAGUCACACUAGCAAUGGCGCUGCAAGAAAGAGGAAGAGGGCGUUGGCUGCUCAAGCUAGGCGCCAUUACUCUUUGGGGCGUAGGCUGGGGCAUUAUGGCAGUAAUGUAUUGGCUACUGAUAGAUAGAGGGGUAGUUGGAGUGGUUUGGUUCAUGUUGUACGGAGCCCUCUUUCCUCGGAAGGAGGGAGAAGCAAAAAGUCCAGGACGCACACCACCAGUGGUCCUGCAAUCCCCUUGGAGAAGCAGAAUGGCACAAAGGCGUGCCCAAAGAGAUGACAGGGCUGAAUAAGAAGCAACACCAUGUCCUGUUUUGCUCGCUAGCUUGCUACGCUAUGAACAUUUAUAUAUAUAUUAAAUGAAAUCAAGAGUUUCUAUGUCUGCUUAAAUUCCAGAUGAGUGCAGCCUGCGUUAAAUGUGGGGGUACAAUUGAAGAAAAGAAAUGCCUCUGGGAUGUCUCACCUACCUUUUGGUGUGAGACCUGUUACAAGGAAGCCUUCCCUGUUACCACAGCACAAGGCAUUUUUUGUAAGAAACCUGAGGCUUACCUCCCUAGUGUUGUCCUGGGACACCACAUAAGCAUACAAACCACGGCCAUGCCGAUGGGCAGCUCGAUGGUCGCAUAUCAAGCUAAGCCUGAAGAAUGGUGUCAAGAAAGUCCGACUGGGUAUUACCUCCCAGUCUAUGUUAGAUUCUGGAAACUUCCAACUGGAGAAGGCGUCUCCACAACCCAUGUUGCAGACGGAAGAUGUGUCACCAUAGGGAAACCAUUGAAAUUACCCGAGUUACCGAUAACUCCGAUCGAAUCAGCGAUGCCAGUAGUUGAGAGGCCCCCUACUCCGCCGAAAAAGACGGUUGGACGGUCCCAAGGCACGCAGACUGAACCUCCACCACAAGAAACGGAGGUCCAGUGGAACUACAGCCAGGAACUCAGUGAAAUACUGGAGAUGCCACUCCCAGUGAUGGAAGCAGAAUGUCAACUACCUCCGGUUCUGUCACCCAUACCAUCACAGCCUCCGACACCUCUAACGGACGAGCCGCCUGAGAUAUCGGAGAUACAGCCAACCCCUGAAAUAUUGGGGUGCCAAGACACGCAGCCUACUAUGACGGUCCCAGACGCGCUAGUGGAAAUCGAGCGCGCCAUCGAGCAACUUGCGAUGCCCAAAUUGGCUGCUGUGCAGGGUAUCCAACGACCAGUGACGCCUGCAGUGGCAGUGGUGCAGGGCGUCCAACGACCUGUAAUACCUGAUUUAUCAGAAUUACAAGUGAUCGACAGCUGGGAGCAGUCACCUGGAGAGCUGUUCAUCGUUGAAGAAGUUGUCACCACCACUGACACCCAGAUGCAGCUUGGAGACCUGCUGGAUCUCACUGCACCAGAGGACGAUGGUGACCUCUUUCCCUGAUUGCUUGGAGUCGCUAUCUGUGACCUCAAGAAGGGGGUGUCAAGUAAGAUGAAGAUGUUGAGGUCUCAGAGAGAACUCAGGCUCAUUAUGGCCCUAAGGUAACAAAGGUUUUGAAGCAGACAAAUAAAGAUCUUAAGAAGAAACAUUAUAAGUUAACCAUAUGAUUAUGCUUGCUGAAAUGUAUAUACAUUUUUGAAGUGUUGAUUUGAUUAAAGUAAUGAUUCAGAUGAUUUAUUAUGUUCAGACUGAGAGGAAUGAUUUAAGGAGUGAUUCUGUGUAAAGUAAUCCUUGUUUAGGCUCUGUGUGUGCGUACAGGCCUCAUAGGCUUUGUGUGUCCAGGCCUUAAGAAAGCAGAAGUGCAGAAAACAACAAUCACCAUGACUCGGCAGCCACAAUGACAUUGCAGCCUCCUCGGAAAAAAGGGAAGUUUGGGAAAAACCCAAGAGGGCUGGCUGAAAUGUGUGUGUUAAACAGAAUGUGGGCACUGUGUAUUUGCUGUAACAACAUGACUUCUGUAUUACUGCUGUAUGUGAUGACAAGUUGAUUGCAUAAGUUAGACGGUGUCAGAGGGCGUACCUAGCCAGUUUUGUGUGUCCGGAGAGAGUAUAAGAAUGGGAGAGCAGAGACAUUAUACGGGAGAUGUUCGCCGGAGCUGCGAGAAGAGCUGCAAAAGGGAAUUUGGCCGGAGUUCUGAAGAAUCUUCAACUUCCUCUAUUGCCCUAGAGACGGGAAGACAACGCGGGACUUAGGCUCCAGAGAUCGCUGAGGACAUCGUUGGAAGCAAAGUCUUUUUCUGACUUUGUUCAACAAGCGAAGACCACACUCUGCCAAACGGAGAGUCCUAAGAGGUUCUGCAGUUAUCCAGAAGAAACCAAUAGAGGGGAGAACCGACUACACCCGAAGAGGCAAAGGAGGCAACAGCACCGGGCUGUUCCCCUCCCCGGGGCUGGGAGACCCAGUGACCCACUACAGCCUGAACAGACGAGGGUUUUCCACCACCACCAUACCACAGAGAAGACAGCUGGGGCGUAAGCACUAACGUUCCAGCCGAUUCCAGAGAUAACUGCCAGACCACGAUUGGCUUACAGGACUCCUCCGCUCCCCCCUGCCGAGGGAUAAGAUCCUUUUGUCCACAAAGAAGACAUCGUACCGAGUCCUCUGGACAACUGAGGGCUUUUCCCAGACGCAAGUCAAGACCGAGUGAUACGGUAGUGGCCACGCUGUUCGCUCUCUCUCCUAAAUUUAAUAAUUAGAGAAGAUUGUCAGGUACGCUCAAUUAGUUACUUUAGUAUCAUUUUUAAUCAGAAAUAAUUAAUUGUUUUAAUCAUGAAUUGAUGCUGUGCCCUUGCUAAACUUGCUUAAUAAAACGCUUUAUUGCAUUU
This is a messenger RNA of Acanthochromis polyacanthus (spiny chromis), 5458 nucleotides long. RefSeq lists its product as uncharacterized. Lineage: Eukaryota; Metazoa; Chordata; Actinopteri; Pomacentridae. The record is from RefSeq and is a predicted model, not a curated record. The transcript is spliced from 2 exons. The coding region runs from base 1 to 1434 and encodes 477 amino acids.